GUCAGCCAUUUUCUCUCAGUCAACCAUUUUCUCUUAGCCCUGACGGACGCGGUGCCUGCAGUAUAGCGGACGCGACGCGGUGCCGCAACAGAAUUUUCGGACAUAGAACGCGCGGCGCACGAAACAGACGGACGGACGGGAACGGGAACGAGAACGGUUCUUCCUCUGCUCUUUUGGCCCUUUGUGGAUAUGGAUAUUUAUGCUACGCGCUCGUGUGUUCGUGUGUAUUGUCGGGAGUGUGCCACUGUGUGUCUUUGGAUAAUUAAACCAACAACAGCCACAGCAAGAGCAACAUAAACGGUGGGAACGUUGCAGCUCCUCCGACACAGCUAACCCAAACGAAAUGCGCCAAGGGGACAGUGGAAAAAGAAAAAGAAAAGCUUAAAGCCGAAGCGCCAGCGAGUGAGUGAGUGUGUGGAGUGGCGGAGGUCUGGUCCCCGCGGUCCAUGUGGUGACACAGUGUGAAAAAUCCAAUAGCAAAGGAUACAAGAAACCAGCGGGAGCUGCUGCCUUUGGAUACAGCUUGGAAUACUGCUUCGGAUACAACUACUUUGGAUAACGUUAAAACGGCGUGGCCACUUCGCUGAGCUGCGCGGACUCCAGCACGGGCUCCAGUGAGGAUGCGUCCGAGCCCGGCUCCCCGUACAGUGCGCACUCGCAACUGAGCGACGAACAGCUGACCAAGAUGCCGCCCCAGAUACUCAGCGGGAGCAGUAGCACUCCCAGCGGCCCGAACAGCUCCUCCACAGCGUCCUCCACCUCCACAUCCCACAGCAGGCCGACAGCAGCGGCGGCGACGGCUCCAGCUUCGGCCAUUCCCACCCACGGCCACGCCCACAUCCACAGCCUCAGCACUGCCAAACCCACAACGACGCCGAUGGCCAUGGCCUACUCCCAGGGGCGACAGCCCAGCCUGCUGCCCACCCUCCAGUGGCCGUGGAACACGAAUCUGGGCAGCACCUCCACCGCCGUGCCCGCCGUAGCGGCCAACAAGAAGCGUCCAGCUGGAGGAUCGGGACCGGGCGCCGGCGGCGCAGAGGGGAGCAGUCCGGCCUCGGCGGCGGCCAAGAAAAGUCGCUGCGAGCCCCAGGCAGGCAGCGACGCGAGCAAAAGACUGAAGGCGGCGGCCCUCGAGGAGUCGCAGACGAAGAUCACCGGCUUCUUCAAGUCCCAGAUGAAGCCCUCGCCGGGGGUCAAACUGUCGCCGCCACCCAAUGCCAACGCCAUCGCCAGCACAGCCCCUGCCCUGCACCCGGCCAACACGCUGACCAUGAGCACGCCCGCCACGACCGCCUCCUUGAACAAGUACUUUAACAUUUUGUCGCAGCUCAAGGAGCAGAAACAGCAGCAGCUGCAGAUGCAACAGCAGGCGACAAAACAGGCCACGCCCAGCCCCGCUGUCCUGGCGCCGCCACAGCCGAAUGUGAGUGCAACGACACAGGCGCCACCGCCACUGCCAGCCAGCCAGACGACGAGUCUGCCCGUUCCGGCUCUCAAGAAGAUCGAGCGGAGCACCAAGCAGCCGGCGAAGAUCGCCCAGGUGGCGCCGAAUCUGCGCAAGACGCCCAGCAACGGCAGCAACCACAGCAACUCCUCCUCCAGCUCCUCGUCCUCUACCUCCUCGAACGGCUCCAACAGCUUCCACACGGGGGUGGGCAAGUCGCCGGCCAAGAAGCACGUGGCCAUCGCACCGCGAACGCCCGAGAUGAAGCAGCAGCAGCAGCUCCAGCUGCAGGCGCAGGCCGGAAAGGCGGCCAUGUCCUACCGUCCGCCGGGCACGAGUCCGGCGCUGAAGCAGAAGAUCUCCCCGGCCCCAGGGCCAGCCACCAACACUGCCGCAUGCACCGCCAUCACGCAUCCGACGACGCCGGCCGCCCCGAGCCCCAACGCCAAUCCCAACCCCAAUGUAACGCUCUACCAGCUGCCCGUGCAGCUGCCGAAUCUAGUCCAACUGCCGCCCCAACUGGCGGCCGCCGCCAACAUCAUGCAGCUGAACAACGUGGCCAAGGCGGCGAUGGCCACGGCAGCGAACAACAAUGCGGCCGCCGCACAGGCGGCCCAGGCAGCCGCCGCCCAGUACUUCCUCAACGGAUCGGUGUUCAAGCUGCAGCAGGUGACAACGGCCACGACUACGACGGCCACCACGGCCACGGCAGCGGCCUCCACGGGCAAUCCCUUCGGUCUGCUCAGCGCCAACGAGCUGCAGGACCUGCUGAUGAAGCAGCAACAGCUCCAGCAGCAGCAGCUGCAACUGCAGCAGGCGGCGGCGGCCAAGGCAGCGGCGACCACGCCCUCGCCCAACAGUGCGCCCAACUUCCAGGAGCUGUUCCAGCAGCAGAUUGCUGCCGCCAUCCAGCAGCAGCAGCUGCAGCGACUGGUGCAGGGAGGAGCCGCCGCCGCUGCGGCCCAGCCAGGGUUCAUGGCCACGCCGGCGGGUCUCCUGCUCAACGCUGCCACGCUGCCUGCCAUGCUGGCCCAGGCGGCGGCAGCCAUUGCGGCCAACAAUCAGCAGCAGCAGCAACAGCAACAACAACAGCAGCAGCAGAAAUUGGCCGCCACCCUGGCCCUACAGCAUCAUCAACAUCAUCAGCAACAACAACACCAGAGCCUGCCCGCCCUGCAGCCCAUGCCCGCCCUGAGCUCAAUCUUCGAGCCUUCGACGGAGCAGCAGCAGCAGCAGCAGCAACAGCAACAGCUGCAGAUGCAACAACUGAUCACUGCCAGCAACAACCAUAAUGCCUGGAAUAAUCUAAGUAGCAUCAACAGCACUGCCAUGCAACUGCACCAGCAGCAGCUGCAACACCAACACCAACACCGGGCGAUUGUGAAGCCUCCGAGGCUCAGCUCCAGCCAGCCCCCGCCUCUGGUGACCAUCUCGAACUCAUCCAUGGCCACCAAGCCGCCGAUCCUGCCGCGUCGCAAGGUGACGAGCACGUCUUCCACCACGUCGCAGAUCUUCGGACUGCGGCCGCCCACCGAUGAUGUUGACCUCAAGAGCAGGACACGCUCCCUGCCACCCAAGACGGCCCCUGCCAUUGCCACGCCUACGACACCACCGCCACUAGUGCCCACAUCGGCCACCAAAGAACUGUGUCAGCUGCGGAAGAGCACGACCCCAGUGGCAUCCGUAGCCACGGUCGCGCUCGCGCUGGCGCCCACUCCCACGACAUGUAAUCCCACGCCGCCGCUGGUGAGCAUUGCGCCCUCAAAGCUGACGCCCACGCUGAGCAUGGCGAAGGUCCAGGUGCCGGCCCUGAAGUUGGGCACCAGCAGCAGCAGCAGUAGCAUCAAUGGCGGUGGCGGUGGCGUCACACCCGAUCUCUUUGACCUGGUCAAGAACUCGCACGGAGCCAUCAGCAUCGUGGCCAAGGCGAGCAGCCAUCCGCUGACGCCGCUGCCCUUCAGCUCGCCGAGCAGCAACAGCAGCAGCAGCCUCCUGCGAUCCUCGCCGGCGCUGUCCAGCUCCAACUCGUGCACGCUGUCGGCCUUCAGCAAGAUCAAGGCGGAGGAUUCGGCCUCUGCCCUCGUGGCGGCAGUCUCGCAAUGCUCCUCGGUCUCCUUCCUGGCCUCGCCCAAGCCGCAGAGCUUUGCCGGCCAGCUGCCUAGCAGCAGGGGCACUGUGGACGUCGUGAAGCACGACCUGCUGCCGGAGUGCAGCAACAGCAACUCGAACUCCAACUCCUGCAGCAGCUACUCCAACAGCGUCAGCUCCGCGGUGGAUCUCUCGCUGGAGCCCUCGACGCCCGCCUCCCUCAGCUCGCCGGCGCCGUCGCCCUCGGCUGGCAGCAGCAGCAGCCGGAGGGCUGCCAGUCAGACGGACAUGCUGAGCGAGAUGGUCACCUCGUCGUGCAUCUCCAGCGGGGGCGAGGACUGCUCCCAGACGACCACAGACAUGACACAGCCGCCGCCGGAGAAGAGCGAGCCGACGGCCACGCCGCCUCCGAUCGCCAGCAACAACAGCGGAGGAAGCAGCAGCAGCGGGAGCAGCAACUACGACGAGGAGGACGACAAGUCGGUGGGCUCCCUGGAGACGCAUCCGACGCACAAGCGGCUGCGGGAUCUGGCCACGCCCGAGUCCGGGAUCGGGGGCAGCCUGAGCAACAGCGAGAGCAGCAACUCCAUCGCGGAUGGCAUGUCUACCAAAUCCGUCUCGGCCUACCCGCCCACCACUGCCUCGUCCGCGUCCGCUUCCGGCUCGGACAGCAACUCCCUGGCCAGCAACGCACCGUCGCCCGAAGCUCCAGACUCCCCGGACUCGAGGUCCCCUUGCCCCACGCCAGCCAGCAGCACGGAGUCCACGAUGGUGGACACGGCCCUGGCCGAAUCCGCCAGCAAGAGCCUGCCCAAGAGCGCCAUUUCGCCGAUCCUCUCGCAGCCAAAGACCAUCCGGUUCCCGGCAGGAGCCGGCGCCGGCGGCAAGGGCGGAAAGCGGCACGACGGCGUCUGCUACUGGGACAAGUGCAACAAGAAGCACGAGAGCAACUCGAAGCUGCUGGACCACAUGCAGACGCACCACGUGAACACCCAGACGGGGCCCUUCGCCUGCCUCUGGGUGGGCUGCAAGGUGUACAACAAGGAGUCCUGCUCGCGCCGAUGGCUGGAGCGACACGUCCUCUCCCACGGCGGCUCCAAGCAGUUCAAAUGCAUUGUCGAGGGCUGCGGAAUAAGGUUCGGUUCCCAGCUGGCUCUGCAGAAGCAUGUGAACAACCACUUCAAUGCCACGGACAACGUCAAGGAGAGCGCCAGCAAGCGCACCUCCGAUCCGCCCGUGCCCAAGCAGCUGCGGAAGAACGGCAAGAAGCUGCGCUACCGCCGACAGCCCUUCUCAGCUCGCAUGUUCGACUUCUUCGACACGGGCAUCAUGGAGGGGCUGCAGCAUCGCCUGCGCCAGAUCAGCACGCUCACCAACGGCUCCCAGGCCAUCACCUUCCAGGGCCAGUGCCUGAUGCGGAGGCGCAACAGCCAGGGUGGCCACGAUUGCUUCGUGCGUUGGUCCCCGCGCGAGAUAAUAUCUGACGAGUGGUUGCCCGAGUGUCCGAAUCGGACGCGCUGCCACACGAAGGUGGUGCAGAUCAAGCACAUGUGUCCAGCGGAGAAGACCCGCGUGGACAGCCUUCUGAGUACGGCCUUCAGGCUGCGCUACGACGCCCAGCUAUUUGCCGACGACUACAAUGUGAACGAGCUGCAGGAAAUGGGCGCUAGUGACUGCGAUGAUGACGAUGAGGAGGACGAGAAUGAUGAAGAGGACGAUGAGGAGGAGGAGGAGGACGAUGGCGUCUCUGCGACGGUCAGCUCGAGGACUGUCAGCAGUGGGACCGUGUCCAGCUACCAGCAGGUGCUCAGCGUUGCCGAACUGCAGAUGCAGCAGCGUCGCAAGCACCCCCGCAAACCGCCCAAGAUGGUGGCCACGGAUGCUCUGGUGCCUAUUUAAGAACCACAGAACAGCAAGCAACCGCAGAAAAGUAAAAGUAUUCUCUAAGUAAUUACACACACAGAAAAUCCACAAGCGACAAACGAGUAAACAGUGACAACUAGAAUAGAUAUUCUACGAUCUAAGUUAAGCCAUCAUACCAUAUGCUAUAAAGAUCUAUUAACAGACACAGCCACAGCCACCAUCUAGGGUGCAGUGCACCAUCCCAUAGACAGGGCCCGCUUCGUUCAGUUGCCCUAGCUGUCCCAUUUCGCUGUAAAUUGUACAUACAUUUAUCCUGUGGCCACCUUAUCGCAACCCACCCGCGCGUUCGAUCAACUGUUAUGAACAAAUGUCUUAAGUUGUAACGUUGUCUAGUUGUAGGUUUUAGCCCUUAGUUAAUUGUACAUUUUGAUAGAGCCCAUAGGGAGUAUGGACUAUGGGCUAUGGAGUACGGAGUGGACAAGACUUGUUUGUUUCUAAUGUAUUUUUUAUUAGUUUAUCGUUUAUCCACACGUUUUAUUUCGUUAGUUCGUUUCGUUCGUUCUAUUGUUGUAGUCGUACCUUUAGGACCUGGCCAAAACAUCCAACCACGCACACAACCCUCGUCUUGGCUCGGCUCGUGGGUCAACGGGUUAACUUUAAAAUAGAGCAGAGAGAGGGAGAGAGCAAAAGCAAACGCAAAGGCAAAAGGUGGUAGAAGGUAGAAAAACAAGCAAAGAAGAACACAAGACUUGAAGCAUUUACAAAAGCUAUAAUAAGCUGCAUCAAAUAUUUGUAAAACAUUUUGUACUCAAUUCGAACAGCAAUGCAAACACCAUUUUUAAGCCUAGGCCCCGAGACACGAUUGAUUAUCCAUUAAGUUAGUGCAAAUCCCAUGCAAAACUCGUCUCCAAGAGGAGCAGUCUGUACAUAAUAUAUUAUAUAUCAUUAACUAGUUUCGCUCUUAAGCCCUUAAGCCCCUAAACCUACCUUAAACCUAAACGAAUCAUUCAGAACCUAGCCAAGGUAAAAAUAAACACAGCAUACACAAACACACACUUUAGUGCGAUGUAUCCUAUCCUAUCUAUUCUUUUCACUGAUGUUGCUGUUGGUUUUACAUACAUAUGUACAUACAUAUCUGAACAGCAGACCCAUAUAAAAGAAAAUUCGCCUUAACAGUAAACGUAAUUUAUAAUUCUUUCUACGCCAAUAAAUUUAUAAGUGAAUUUUUAACGUAAGUAAAACCAAAAGCAACCAAACGUAAACUGAAAAUCGAAAACGAAACCGAAACCGAGUACUCAACACUGCCAAAAAAUGUAAUUGAACAACAUGAACCACACAGUUGUUAGGAACGACUGAUAUAUUUAGAGAGCAAGGAGUCGGAGAUGCCCCAAUGGCAAUCCUUUUUCAAUAUGUUGCAACCAUUAAACUGCCCAAAAGAGAGAUGUGCAUCAUAGCUACAUGUAUCAUCUGAAUAUCUGAGUGUUGUCUGAAGAUAGUGUAGAUACGUCUCUGUGCCCCAAUUAGUUUUAGCCGAUAAUUGUAUACAAGAAUCAAAUAUAUAUAUAUGUAUACACGA
This is a messenger RNA of Drosophila miranda, 6971 nucleotides long. RefSeq names its product zinc finger protein jing-like. Gene Ontology annotation, biological process: regulation of transcription by RNA polymerase II. The transcript has 8 exons. NCBI's taxonomy places the organism in Eukaryota, Metazoa, Arthropoda, Insecta, Diptera, Drosophilidae. The record is from RefSeq and is a predicted model, not a curated record. Gene Ontology annotation, cellular component: ESC/E(Z) complex. Bases 686 to 5431 code for a protein of 1581 amino acids.